Molecule: messenger RNA, 1749 nt
Organism: Colletotrichum karsti
Lineage: Eukaryota; Fungi; Ascomycota; Sordariomycetes; Glomerellales; Glomerellaceae
Product: allantoin transport
Exons: 10
Coding region: 1-1749 (582 amino acids)
Biological process (GO): nucleobase transport; transmembrane transport
Cellular component (GO): plasma membrane
Molecular function (GO): nucleobase transmembrane transporter activity
Source: RefSeq, a predicted model, not a curated record
AUGUCUGGGCAGGCAUGUGGCAGCGCAGAACAGACCCGUUGGAAACCCCGGGAAUUUGCGAAAACAAUCAGACUCAACAAUCCUCGGCCAGAGUCAACCCAAGGCAAGUUUGGCCGGUGGUCGAACAUUGAUCUUGACCCAACACCUCCAGAACAGCGUACCUGGAACUCUUGGUCUUUCUUCGCCUUCCAAUUCAGCAUCGCCUUCUCCCCUACCACUUACAACGUGGGCGCCAGCCUCUACGCCAUUGGACUGAACUGGUGGACCAUCUUGAUCGCAUCUAUUGUUGUUUCUGUUAUUGUUGCCAUUCUUCUUUAUCUCAACUCACGCGGCGCAACUUGGUAUCACGUUGGGUUUCCCACCAUCAUUAGGUCUUCUGCUGGAAUCUAUGGAUCACUUGCGUACAUAGGCAUUCGGGGUGUUGUUGCGGUGCUUUAUACCGCAAUUCAGACCCUGUAUGCCAGUCAGUUCAUGGCAGUCAUGCUAAGAUGUGUGUUUGGUCACAGAUGGACCGAUAUUCCAAAUCGCCUGCCAUCAAGUGCUGGGAUCACCUCUGCGAAUCUGUUGGCGUUCGGAAUUCUAUGGUUACUUCAGUUGCCAUUCGCUUUCAUUCACCCUAGCAGGAUAAACAUCGUGUUUCGCAUCAAAUCAGUUUUGGCUCCGAUUGGUUUGAUCGCGACCAUGAUAUGGGCUCUGGUUAGAACUAAGAAGACCCCCACAAGCACUACAUCAGAAGCAGCAACUGGUGCAGCUCUGGGAUGGUCAUUCAUGAAGGCAUUAAAUACUAUCGUGUCCAACGUUAUCCCGCCAUUGGUCAAUAUUGCCGAUCUGUCUCGCUACGGAAGUCGUCCCAGCCAGACUAUUCCAAUGCCAGUCGGUCUAGUAAUCAGCAAGCCCUUGGUGACAUUUUUAGGCAUGGUCAUAACGGCAGCAGGGUACAAGCAGUUCGGCGAGGCUUACUGGAAUCUCUGGGACUUUUAUUCAAGUGUUCUUGACAAUUACUGGGGCCCUGAAGCGAGAACACUAAUAUUUCUUGCUGCGGGCAUUCAGGCGUUUGCAACUUUCGCCACCAACCUGAGUAGCAACUCCAUACCAGUGGGCAGUGACUUGGCAGGGCUUUUCCCCAGAUACUUCACCAUUGUCCGUGGCCAGAUCCUGUGCUUUUUGUUGGUAUGGGUUUGCGUACCAUGGAAGCUCACAUACUCGGCUGCCUCGUUUCUCACAUUUCUGGGGUCCUAUCUAUGCUUCAUCUGCCCUAUUGUGGCUUGCAUGAUUGUCGACUACUGGCUCAUUCGCAAUGGCAACCUGCACGUCCCUUCGCUCUACUCAACGAAACCUGAAUCUCCAUACUACUACUUUCAUGGGUUCAACCUGCGUGCCUUUGGGUCUUGGGCAGCGGCUGUCGUGUUGGUCGUGCCAGGGGUUUCGGGCAACUUGCAUCCCGGCUCAAUAGGAACCGCCGCCGUGCGUAUUUACAACAUGGGGUUUCUACUCUCGUCAAUCACGGCUGGUUUGUUAUACUAUGCGAGUUGCAAAGUGUGGCCGGUUCAGAUCUACCCUCCGGAAUGGAACGAUCAACCUAAAACCAGAGAGUUCAUGAGACACACGGAGGGCUUUUUCACAGGAGAAGAGAUGUACCCAGUACAUCUCUUGGACACAUCCACCAUCGUCGGCGAAGCGCUUCCCGAGAAGAUGGAGAGAUCGAGAGAGGAUGACGACGGAACAACAACUGUACAGGAGAAACGCUGA